Gorilla gorilla gorilla (western lowland gorilla) is the source of this 3380-nucleotide messenger RNA. RefSeq names its product histone-lysine N-methyltransferase 2C-like. Gene Ontology annotation, molecular function: histone H3K4 methyltransferase activity; transcription coactivator activity. Gene Ontology annotation, biological process: positive regulation of transcription by RNA polymerase II. The coding region runs from base 1012 to 1908 and encodes 298 amino acids. The transcript is spliced from 9 exons. NCBI's taxonomy places the organism in Eukaryota, Metazoa, Chordata, Mammalia, Primates, Hominidae. The record is from RefSeq and is a predicted model, not a curated record. Gene Ontology annotation, cellular component: MLL3/4 complex.
ACCCAAUCAGAACAUGUAGUCCAGAAACCAUGCGUGUAACUCCAUGUACAUGCUGAGGAGGCCUCACGCCUGUUUAGGGUCUCCGGUAUCUCCCGCUGAGCUGCUCUGUUCCCGGCUUAGAGGACCAGGAGAAGGGGGAGCUGGAGGCUGAAGCCUGUAACACCGUGGCUCAUCUUGCUCUGGAUGGUGGUGGCAACAGAGAUGGCAGCUCGGCUGGAGUGUUAGGAGGGCGGCCUGAGCAGUAGGAGUGGGGCUGGAGCAGUAAGAUGGCGGCCGGAGUGGUUUCUCUGGCAUUGUCUGCCCAGCUGCUCCAAGCCAGGCUGAUGAAGCAGGAGUCCCCUGUGGUGAGCUGGAGGUUGGAGCCUGAAGAUGGUACAGCUCUGUGAUUCAUCUCCUGCGGUUGUGGCGGCCAUGGUGAUGGAGACGGCAGCUCAACAGGAGCGGUAGGAGGGAACCCGUGGAGGCCAAGUGAAUUUUCCUUUUAUCCUUGUUAUUUCAAACUUUCUGGGAAGUUUUUACCUGAAGCUGCCAUUCAGGGAGUUUAAGGAGGCAUUGUUACAGAUCAAGACGAUGUGCAUUUUGUAAGCACUUUGGGGCCACUAUCAAAUGCUGUGAAGAGAAAUGUACCCAGAUGUAUCAUUAUUCUUGUGCUGCAGGAGCCGGCUCCUUUCAGGAUUUCAGUCACAUCUUCCUGCUUUGUCCAGAACACAUUGACCAAGCUCCUGAAAGAUCGAAGGAAGAUGCAAACUGUGCAGUGUGCGACAGCCCGGGAGACCUCUCAGAUCAGUUCUUUUGUAUUACUUGUGGUCAGCACUAUCAUGGAAUGUGCCUGGAUAUAGUGGUUACUCCAUUAAAACGUGCAGGUUGGCAAUGUCCUGAGUGCAAAGUGUGCCAUAACUGCAAACAAUCGGGAGAAGAUAGCAAGAUGCUAGUGUGUGACACGUGUGACAAAGGGUAUCAUACUUUUUGUCUUCAACGAAUUAUGAAAUCUGUACCAACCAAUGGCUGGAAAUGCAAAUAUCAUCCCAACAUACAGUGAAUACCGAAUUGGAAAAACAGAUUUCUAAUGAGGUUGAUAGUGAAGAAAUGAAAAUGUCUUCUGAAGUGAAGCAUAUUUGUGGUGAAGAUCAAAUUGAAGAUAAAAUGGAAGUGACAGAAAACAUUGAAGUCGUUACACACCAGAUCACUGUGAAGCAAGAGCAACUGCAGUUGUUAGAGGAACCUAAAACAGUGGUAUCCAAAGAAGAAUCAAGGCCUCCAAAAUUAGUCAUUGAAUCUGUCACUCUUCCACUAGAAACCUUAGUGUCCCCACAUGAGGAAAGCACUUCAUUAUGUCCUGAGGAACAGUUGGUUAUAGAAAGGCUACAAGGAGAAAAGGAACAGAAAGAAAAUUCUGAACUUUCUACUGGAUUGAUGGACUCUGAAAUGACUCCUAAAAUUGAGGGUUGUUUGAAAGAUGUUUCAUACCAAGGAGGCAAAUCUAUAAAGUUAUCAUCUGAGACAGAGUCAUCAUUUUCAUCAUCAGCAGACAUAAGCAAGGCAGAUGUGUCUUCCUCCCCAACACCUUCUUCAGACUUGCCUUCACAUGACAUGCUGCAUAAUUACACUUCAGCUCUUAGUUCCUCUGCUGGAAACAUCAUGCCAACAACUUACAUCUCAGUCACUCCAAAAAUUGGCAUGGGUAAACCAGCUAUUACUAAGAGAAAAUUUUCUCCUGGUAGACCUCGGUCCAAACAGCUUCAACAUUGCUUUGUGGCAUGUGUGGUCGUUUUUCACUCCAUUGUUGUUGUUUACCCAGUUUAUGGGGGUUGUAAUGUUUAUCACACUCCUUGGAUAAUUUCCGAAGAUCACCCCAUCCUGAGAUCUGCUGCCUUACACAGUGGAGGCUGUUUUCUGAGUGUCGGAUGACUCUGUUAUUAAAUAAGUGCAUAUUGAGAAUACUCACUCCAGAUGCUUAGAGGCAUGUUGAGAAGGACAAAGAUAGUGCCUCCUGUCAGGUCACUUACAUCAGAACUUGCAGGAAACCUGCUUUAUACAGCAGUUGAGAGGUGUGGAAAUUGAAGCUCAUGGAAAUGAAAGUUAAUACACUAAAUUUUCAAGGAGUUAAUGAAAACUGACAUUUCUGCUAAAAACAGCACGUUCUCCCUGUGGGAUUUUAAAGGAAGGUCAGUGGUAACUGUACAAAGAAGAAAUGGACAUAGUCUCAUUGUUAGCAGUCUGAAAAUAGUUGCUAGCACCUCCAUGCCCAUGCCAAUGUCUCCAGCCUCCUUCAGGCACCUUGCUGUGUCUUGGAACCACUGGGAGCCCUCACAGGAGGCCCUUCAUUCCUGUACACAUGUGGUGCCACAAGCUGCUUUGGGCCUGGAGGAAUCCUACACAUCUCAGAACACUUCCUCACCUGACCCUGUCACCCAUCUCUCCCCUUCUCGUGUGCUCAGCCCCUUCUUUGACUCUUGAAUUUUGAGUUUUUACAGGUGUUUGGGAACUCUUACUCUGACAUGAAUUUAUAAUUGUAAUGGAGGCUCAGACAACGUUGUAGAUCACAGAGUGAACUAUGCUUUUUAGUGUUAAAUGCAAUAGCUUAAGAUAGAAUGUUUUACUUGUUACGUAAAUGCUGGUUUUCCUUCAGAUUUAAGGACAUAUACUUUUUUUUCUUUUUUAAGAGAUAGGGUCUUCUAUGUUGCCCAGGCUGGCUUUGAACUCCUGGGAUCAAGUGAUCCUCCUGCCUCAGCCUUCGAAGUAGUUGGGACUACAGGCCCACGCCACCGUGCAUGGCUGGACACGUAAAUUUCAAGUGAAUGGUUAAACAUCCAGCUAGCUGAAAGCAUGGCAGACCCUAACAGAAAAGCUACAGUGUGUUUUUGCAACUAUGAAGUGAAUGGUUUCCUGGGGAAAAUUGUGACUUUGUAUAACUAUUGUUGAAACCAGAAUAAAUUAUAUUUCACUUGCAUAUUCUUAAAUUAUUAAAAUUUUCAGAAGUCAGUGAUACAGAAAUACUAUUUUGCAAUGUUAAUCUGUUUGAGUCUUUGGAGAAAGUGGUUUCAUUAUAGGUACAUGAUGCACUCUUAAUAUUUUAAACAAAUAGUUCACUCUUCCAUUUAAGGGAUAGCAGUUCCUUGUAUAAAAUGACUGGAUGUGUAUAAAGGAAUUAUGUUGUCAUGUGUCUUUAACCAGCUUUAGUAAUUACUAUAAUCUCAUAUUUAUGAUAGUUUUGUUAGGUGACAGGACCAAAUGAAAAUAUUUUAUGUUUUCCCAUCACUUUAGAUUUUAUCAUUGUGUAAAUUACUGGGUUUUUAGCAUUUCCUAAUGUGAAGUUUUAAUCAUUUUUAAGUAUACAUAUUUUUUUCUGUACCAUUUAAAUAAAAUAUUUUUAUAACUUU